AUGGCUCAAAUUGUUGUGGCCGAGUCGGAUAAGGAGGCCGAACAGCAGAUUCCAAAUGAACGGCCGAUUCAAGAAGAGCGGGACAAAAAACAUACCGCUGAGGGAGAGGCCGGCUCGGAGGAGAGCCUUGCUGACAAACGGCCUCGUCUAGAGGAGUCAGAUGUGGUUGUUCCUUUUGUUGUUCAACCAAAGAUCAAAAACACGCCGAUCUCCUAUGACGCAUCUGCCUUGAAGGAUCCAGCUGUAGCGUUGAGCUUGGCUGCCUCAGUCUUGUUGCCAACUAACAAGGUCACCUUUCGAGCAGAGCCGGAUUUGGUAGCUAUAGCGUUAGCUGUCCAAUCGGCCCUUCUGACGGUUGGAAGGAUAGCCAAACUAGGCUGCCACCAACACGAUGCCGUUGAAAGAAUUGGCCGACUGAAGUCGGAAGCUGAAGGUGAGAGGAGUAGAGCCGAGUUCGAAGCGAUGAGAGCCGCGAUGGAAAGUGCUCAAGCCGAAGAUGAGAAGGAGAGGGCUCAGACUGCUGAUCGGCUCAGAUCCGACACCGAGGAGAGGGCGAACGCGAGCGAGGAAUUGCUCAAGUUAGCCAAUGAGGCACUUGCCAAGGUGGAGGCCGAGUUGGAAGAGUUAAGGAAGGCCAAGGAAAAAGCUGACUCUGAGGCUUCUACGGCGUUCGAGGAUGGAAAGAGCGCCGCCCUUGAGAACUACGUAGAAGAAACGGUUGGAAGGAUAGCCAAACUAGGCUGCCACCAACACGAUGCCGUUGAAAGAAUUGGCCGCCUGAAGUCGGAAGCUGAAGGUGAGAGGAGUAGAGCCGAGUUCGAAGCGAUGAGAGCCGCGAUGGAAAGUGCUCAAGCCGAAGAUGAGAAGGAGAGGGCUCAGACUGCUGAUCGGCUCAGAUCCGACACCGAGGAGAGGGCGAACGCGAGCGAGGAAUUGCUCAAGUUAGCCAAUGAGGCACUUGCCAAGGUGGAGGCCGAGUUGGAAGAGUUGAGGAAGGCCAAGGAAAAAGCUGACUCUGAGGCUUCUACGGCGUUCGAGGCUGGAAAGAGCGCCGCCCUUGAGAACUACGUAGAAGAAGUUUUCUUCAGCAGGGAAGAAGCUCGGUCUCUGGUUGAGUCUGAUAUUGCGAUGAAUUGCAGCGGGGAAAGACAUUCGCACGAGAGGCAGGGGCUCAAGAAACAUCAGCCUUUAAGUCGUCAAAGCAGAUCACCUCAAAAGGAGAAACAGGGAUGGCAAAGUGUCCGCAACCGCGACCAAGAAAUGGGCCGACGUAGCUCCGCGGCCGUUGAGUAUUACUGCUUCGUGGUGAAUUCCUUUCUUGUCUUGGAUCUUGGCCUUGACUAUGUCUAUGGUGCCAAAGGUUUCCGCCUCAAGGGCGAUUAUCUCGUUUGGGUGAAUCGUGAACUGAGCGCGGUCAGAUCAAAGCAUUUUCAAGUUGCGGGGUGCCCUCUGAUUAGCGGGCAUUGA
Molecule: messenger RNA, 1467 nt
Organism: Camellia sinensis
Lineage: Eukaryota; Viridiplantae; Streptophyta; Magnoliopsida; Ericales; Theaceae
Source: RefSeq, a predicted model, not a curated record